UGCACCCGGAAGGGCAGGAUGAGCUGCGGAACGGUCGGUAAGUGUGCGGCGGCGCUUGCCCUGGUCCUGGCACUGUGCGCCACCGUCGUCUUUGCUCGACGUCAUCACUUGGAAGUUCGGGAUGACUUCCGGCGGUACAUUCUCUUGAGCACGUUCGGGUUCUACGCGGGCGGAGUGCUCGAUGUGCAGGUGUCCCAUUUUCGCGUCGAUCGGGGCACCGAAUCCAAUGUGUUUGGUCUCUCGCUGGACAAAACCAUGUCCGACUCGAUGAACCCGUACUUGGAUUCGCAUCAGGAUAAAUGUAUCCUUACCGAACCGGUCAGUGCCCAGAGCAAUGGGCCAAUCGUUUUCUUCAAGAUGGAUCUCAAGAACAACGUUGUGAACGUGAGCUGCUCGAAGGAGUGGCAAAACAUACACCUCUACAAGGAUCGCAGCGGCGUACCGGCCCUAAGGUCCAAGCGGCAAUCGUUUGCGAAGGUCAGCGACUCGAAAUCGGUGUACAUGCAGCGCCGACGCCGGGCCGCUUCGAACGUGUUCCCCAGCAAUCAGGAGGACACCGACGAAGGGCUCGACGUGAGUGCGUCGACCGUGUGCACCAAGUUGACACUUCCGCUGGAGCGCAAAACCGAGGACGACUUCUAUUACUACAGCUUUCACUUUGCCAUCUACGUCGCCACCAAGCAGGAGGAAGGGUUGUACAAUCUCUACUUCCACAGCUGCCCGAACUACGCGCCGAGCAACUUGUACGAGCUGAACUUCAACGUGGACAUUGAGGAGAAGAACAGUGGCAACUAUCUGUCCGCCGGCGAGAUGCCGCUGCCGGCGCUCUACUUCAUGAUGUCGCUGCUGUUCUUCCUGUCCGGCCUGUUCUGGUUGUUUAUUCUGCGCAAGAGCCGACACCCGCUGUUCAAGAUACACUACCUGAUGGGCGUGCUGGUGUUUCUCAAGUCACUGUCGUUGAUGUUCCACUCGAUCAACUACCAUUUCAUCGAGGUGCAGGGCGAGCACGUCGAGGCGUGGGCCAUCCUAUACUACAUCACCCACCUGCUCAAGGGGGCGGUGCUGAUUAUUACCAUCGUGCUCAUCGGCACCGGCUGGACGUUCAUCAAGCACAUCCUGGCGGACAAAGACAAGAAGCUGUUCAUGAUCGUCAUACCGCUGCAGGUGCUGGCGAACGUGGCGGAGAUCAUUAUCGCCGAGAGCGACGAGGGCGACAAGGAGUACAGCACCUGGCGGGACAUCUUCAUGCUGGUCGAUCUGCUGUGCUGCGGCGCCAUCCUGUUCCCGGUCGUCUGGUCGAUACGGCACCUGCAGGAGGCGGCCGGGACCGACGGCAAGGCAGCGAUCAACCUGCGCAAGCUCAAACUGUUCCGCCAGUUCUACAUCAUGAUCGUGUGCUACAUUUACUUCACUCGUAUUAUUGUCAUUCUUCUUAAGAUUACCGUCGCGUUCCAGUAUGCCUGGCUAGAUGAAAUGUUCAAAGAGAUGGCCACGUACGUGUUCUUCGUGCUGACCGGCUACAAGUUCCGGCCCGUAUCGCAGCAUCCCUACUUCUCCGUGCACGGCGACGAUCCGGACGAUGACGGCGACGAUGGCGAGGUGGAAAUCCUCACCCAGUCCGGUCUGACCGAGGGCAUCGGUAAGGUGACCAACCGUUCCCAGCCAUCGCUGGCCGCCGGUUCCGCGACGCUGGUCGAGUCGCACGACGAGGAGCGGGAAAUUUUGAUCAGCAAAAGAGAGUCGUCACACGAGUACGACUAAAGGCGGACGGGUGAUUUCUAUAUAUACAAACACAUUUUUUAUUAUGCUGGAGGGUUUUGCACGGAACGCCGCGGAUCGAACGAUGGACAGCGUCAACGUUCGCCCUCUCCAUUUCCCAAGCUGCCUCAAGUAGCAACAUUGUUUUUGUUUUCUUGUUUCCAUUUUCCAAUAAUACUUUUUACUACUACACUGCUGAAAAUAAUGCAUGCAGGAUCAGAGACAACUUUCAAACAAACCUGUAGAAUAAAUUUAUACUCCACGAGCUAAAGCCAAGGGACGCUUCUUCUUGACUAACGAAUACGAAUCGCAAAAGGCAACAUUCUGUAAUCCAUAAAUGGAAAAGAAUAAUUACUUUAGGCUGCAAUUUAAAAAAAAAACACACACACGUACACUGGCGAUUUGCGGGCGAAGAAAAUACUAAUCGGAGAGCAUGUUUUCGCUUUUGUUUUGUUAGAUCGCUCUACUUUAGUUCCCGUACGUUCCCCUUUACGCCCUUUCGUUUUCGCUUUUCCGAUUCUUAACCUCUCCGAGUGAUAGAUCAUUUCCAUUUCCAACAACGAACCUUAGCUGUGAUCUGUCGCCGCCACCGCACGCUGCCGCCGCCGUCACCGUCGCCUUCAGGCAGAGCAAAGUAUCCAACAUGCAAAAACAAAACAACAAAAAGCGUAAAAAAAUAACUUACUCUUAGAAAGGACCACAGCAAAAAGGAACUAAAACUAAAUAUAAGAUCUAGAGGACGCAGGCCGUGGAUAUAGCAAAGAACACGGGCCCCACGGUGUUGCACCGAGCUCUGCCAAGAGCCUGUCAAGUGAACUACGAAGUAACUAUAAGGAUAAGUAGAAUUAUAUGUUUAGCCUGUAAAAGCAAACAACUAGCGAAAGCAAAAAUACACCACCACCACUGAUUAAUAGUAUUUCA
Molecule: messenger RNA, 2679 nt
Organism: Anopheles coustani
Lineage: Eukaryota; Metazoa; Arthropoda; Insecta; Diptera; Culicidae
Product: protein GPR107
Exons: 8
Coding region: 19-1761 (580 amino acids)
Biological process (GO): transport
Cellular component (GO): membrane; Golgi apparatus
Source: RefSeq, a predicted model, not a curated record